ACAACAUAAAAUUUCGAAAAUGACUCUAACUAAUAGAAUGGAAGUAGAUGAGAAGAAUGCAAAGGGAGAAGGUUUUAAACCGUACUAUAUAACGAAGAUCGAAGAACUACAACUAAUAGUAGCAGAGAAGAGUCAGAAUUUAAGAAGAUUGCAAGCACAGCGUAAUGAAUUAAAUGCGAAAGUGCGUAUGUUACGAGAAGAGUUGCAGCUUUUACAAGAACAAGGUUCCUAUGUUGGAGAAGUUGUAAAACCGAUGGAUAAAAAAAAAGUUUUAGUUAAAGUUCAUCCUGAAGGAAAAUUUGUGGUAGAUUUGGAUAAAAAUAUUGAUAUUAAUGAUGUAACACCAAAUUCAAGAGUAGCUUUGCGCAAUGAAAGUUAUACAUUGCAUAAAAUUUUGCCUAACAAAGUGGAUCCGCUUGUUUCAUUAAUGAUGGUAGAAAAAGUACCAGAUUCUACUUAUGAAAUGGUAGGAGGCUUAGAUAAACAAAUAAAAGAAAUCAAGGAGGUUAUCGAAUUGCCUGUUAAGCAUCCAGAGUUAUUUGAUGCGCUUGGUAUCGCUCAACCAAAGGGUGUUCUUUUAUAUGGUCCACCAGGAACAGGAAAAACUUUGUUAGCAAGAGCCGUAGCACAUCACACGGAAUGCACAUUUAUUCGUGUAUCCGGUUCAGAGUUAGUGCAAAAGUUUAUCGGUGAAGGAUCAAGAAUGGUUCGUGAAUUGUUUGUAAUGGCAAGAGAACAUGCUCCUUCCAUAAUAUUCAUGGAUGAAAUUGAUUCCAUUGGUAGUUCUCGUAUUGAAUCUGGAUCGGGUGGUGACAGUGAGGUUCAACGAACCAUGUUGGAAUUACUUAAUCAACUAGAUGGUUUUGAAGCAACAAAAAAUAUCAAAGUUAUUAUGGCCACUAAUAGAAUAGACAUUUUAGAUCCUGCUUUACUUCGACCAGGUCGUAUAGAUCGUAAGAUAGAAUUUCCACCUCCUAAUGAAGAAGCCAGACUUGAUAUUCUUAAAAUUCAUUCUAGAAAAAUGAAUUUAACGAGAGGUAUAAAUUUAAGAAAAAUUGCUGAACUUAUGCCAGGUGCAUCAGGAGCAGAAGUUAAAGGUGUCUGCACAGAAGCUGGUAUGUAUGCUCUUAGAGAACGACGAGUUCAUGUAACUCAAGAAGAUUUCGAGAUGGCUGUUGCUAAAGUCAUGCAAAAAGAUUCGGAGAAAAAUAUGUCGAUUAAAAAAUUGUGGAAAUAAUUAUUUCAGACAAUCGGCCAGAUUGUAUAUCAAUUAUUGCCACAUUUACAACUUUUCUAAGAAGGUUUCUAAUAUAUAUAUAUAUAUAUAUAUAUAUAUAUUGAUCAAAUUGUGUUGUACGUAGAAAAAUAAAAUUAGUUAACUUUAAAAAGAAAAUCAUAAGAUUACUUGUUUGAUAUUCGUAUUACUUCUAUUCAAACUAAUAUGAAUAAAAAAUACCAGGCUCGUAAAAAUAUUUACACUAUAAAAUUUAGAUCAAAUUGUGUUUUAUUAACAUGAAUAAAAAUAAUUUUGUAAAAUGUAAUUCAAUUUAAAUUAUUCUAAAGAAUCAAGUAUAUUACUUUUGUUUUAAAAAAUAAUCUUUAAAAUUUAACAUAAUUAACAAUAAAUUAUAGAAUUAUUCUUUUCGUAAUAAAAAAACUAUAAUUUACUCAUAGUUGAACGCUGAACUAUGUUAACCACGAUAUCGAAUCUUUAUCUACUCUUAUAUAUUUCUAUUUAUUUAUUUGUUCUGACAAGAGUGAAAUAUAUUAAAGUCUAACCAAUUUUACGACCUCCCUGCUUCGUGGCCUUGAUUAUAUAAGAAAAUGAAAUUAACGAAUUAUAUACGUACAUACGAUUUCAGAAGGUUGAAUAAUAGAAUUAUGAAAAUUGCUUAAAGAAUUAUUGAUAAAAAAUAUAAUCUGACUGAAAUAUUCUCUCUCUUUGUAACAUAUAAACAGUUGCCCUAUUUUUUCUUAAUCCCUAAUAUAAAAUGUAGCGCGCUUUCAUAUAAGAUGAAAUUUCAUUUUAUUUUAUAUACCUUUUGUUUCUUAAAUAUAAUAUAAUCAAAUUGUGAACUAUUUAUAUAUACAUAUAUACAUAUAAUGCGUUUUCUUUACAUUCAUGAUUAUUAUAAAAUUUUGGAGUCGCUAAGAUUUUUAUUUAUAAAUUAAAAAAUUAUAAUUGUCACAAACGUUUUUCUAAAUUACUGUACAUAUAUAUGUGUAUAUAUAUAUAUAUAAUUUCACAUUUUCCAUUGUAGAAACAAAACGCAAAAAAAAGCGAACUUGCAAAUUUGCUAUUUAAGUUUAAGAAAACUUCACAUGUAAGUGUCCCGUCUAUAUAAUUAUUUUUAAUUUGUUAAUUUACUAUAAGUGCAAACGGUAUUAAAUAUAAAUUUUUUCGGGAAAUAGCUUCUUAAAAAUAAAUACAUAAAUCUUUUGCGUAAGUAAAAGACAGUACAUAAAAAA
Polistes canadensis is the source of this 2469-nucleotide messenger RNA. RefSeq names its product 26S protease regulatory subunit 8 (gene Rpt6). The record is from RefSeq and is a predicted model, not a curated record. Gene Ontology annotation, biological process: proteasome-mediated ubiquitin-dependent protein catabolic process. Gene Ontology annotation, cellular component: proteasome regulatory particle, base subcomplex. NCBI's taxonomy places the organism in Eukaryota, Metazoa, Arthropoda, Insecta, Hymenoptera, Vespidae. Gene Ontology annotation, molecular function: proteasome-activating activity; ATP binding; ATP hydrolysis activity. The transcript is spliced from 6 exons. The coding region runs from base 20 to 1237 and encodes 405 amino acids.